Molecule: messenger RNA, 2116 nt
Organism: Thermothielavioides terrestris NRRL 8126
Lineage: Eukaryota; Fungi; Ascomycota; Sordariomycetes; Sordariales; Chaetomiaceae
Exons: 3
Coding region: 81-2000 (639 amino acids)
Biological process (GO): rRNA processing
Cellular component (GO): nucleolus
Molecular function (GO): RNA helicase activity; ATP binding; RNA binding
Source: RefSeq, a predicted model, not a curated record
ACUGUUUCGAAAGACCGCCUGGACGGGCCCGCGAAGACCUGCAGGCUCUGUUGUGUUUGCAACAGGGCAGUUCAGCCGCAAUGUCGGCCGGAAAGAAGCAUGCCCGCAGCGAGGGCGAGGAGCAGAGCGCCCGCUCGGCCAAGAAGCUGAAGACGACAGCCGUGAUCGAGAACGGACCGACCGAAAGCGAGCCCAGGUCGGUGGAGGCGGAGAAGAAAAAGAAGAAGGACAAGAAGGAUAAGAAGGACAAAGAGAAGAAGGAGAAAAAGGAGAAAAAGGAGAAAAAGGACAAGAAGGAGAGGAAGGAAAAGAAGGAGAACAAGCAGCUGGAAGACGAGGUUGCGGGCGACCGGAAGGCAUCAACAACAGCAGAUACAGAAAUCGCCGCCGUCGAGCCGCAGCCCCAGUCCGACAAGAAGGAAAAGAAAAAGAAGUCCAAGUCCAAGCCCGAACCCGAGUCCUCGGACCGAUCGACACCGAACUCGACCGGGCAGGAUGGCUUGCCCAACGAGAGAGCCGCCGACCAGGCACCCGCCGUGAACGGUGCCGCCCAGCGCAACGGCGCCUCCUACUCGUACCGCCAGACGGCUGCCCUUGAUGCUGUGCCCGAAGAGGAGAUUCAGGAAUUUCUGAAGAAACAAGAAAUCGUUGUCGCCGACCCUUGCGGCACGAAACUUCGGCCAGUCACGCAGUUCUCGCACCUGCCGAGUUCGACCCUCCUCUCCAAGAAACCAUUCGCAAGCUUCACCGCGCCCACGCCGAUACAAGCCGCCUCGUGGCCCUUCUCUCUUUCCGGUCGCGACGUAAUAGGAAUCGCCGAGACCGGGUCCGGCAAGACGAUGGCAUUCGCGCUGCCCUGCGUCGAGUCGCUCGCCUCCAGCCCCAAGCCGAAGCACUCCAAGAAGGACAAGACGGCCUUCGCCCGAGCCGUCGUGGUGUCGCCCACCCGGGAGCUUGCCAUGCAAACCCACGCCGCCCUGUCGUCGCUCGCCUCGCUCGUGGGCCUGUCGGCCGUCUGCCUGUACGGCGGCGCGUCCAAGGACGACCAGCGCGCGCUGCUGCGCAGGAACGCCGGGGCCGACAUCAUUGUCGCCACGCCCGGCCGGCUCAAGGACUUCCUCGCCGAGGGCUGCGUCUCGCUGUCCGACGUCAUGUUCGCCGUGCUCGACGAGGCCGACCGCAUGCUCGACAAGGGGUUCGAGGACGACAUCAAGCUGAUCCUCGGCAGCUGCCCACCACGUGAGAGGCGACAGACGCUCAUGUUCACGGCCACCUGGCCGACCAGCGUCCGCGGCCUGGCCGAGGGCUUCAUGGUCGACCCAGUCAAGGUCACCAUCGGCAGCCGGACCCGCGCGGGCGGCGACGAGAACGGCGAGGCCAACGGCACGGUCGAACUGCAGGCCAACAGCCGCAUCGAGCAGAAGGUCGAGGUGGUGGACCCGCGCGGCAAGGAGCAGCGGCUGGCGGAACUGCUGCGGGAGGCGCAGAAGGGGAGCGCGAAGAACGACAGGAUAUUGGUGUUUUGCUUGUACAAGAAGGAGGCCGUCCGCGUGGAGCAGUUCCUGCAGAAGAGGGGCAUCCGCGUCGCCAGCAUCCACGGCGACUUGCGGCAGGACCAGCGGACGCGAAGUCUCGAGGCCUUCAAGGCCGGCACGACGACCGUCCUGGUGGCGACGGACGUUGCCGCCCGCGGCUUGGAUAUCCCCGAAGUCAAGCUGGUCAUCAACGUGACGUUCCCCCUCACGAUCGAGGACUAUGUCCACCGCAUUGGGCGAACCGGCCGAGCCGGGAAAGCCGGCAAGGCCAUCACCCUGUUCACCGAACAUGACAAGGCGCACUCCGGGUCGCUCAUCAACGUCCUGCGGGCCGCCAACCAGCCGGUGCCGGACGAGCUGCUCAAGUUCGGCACGACGGUUAAGAAAAAGACGCACGACACGUACGGGGCCUUUUUCAAGGACGUGGAUAUGAGCAAGAAGGGGACCAAGAUCACGUUCGACUAGAGUGGAUAGAUAGGAUGGCGCGGGCGCUUGGUGCAUAGAGUUUGCCCAUGGUUUUUUCUGCGUUCUUGCCCCGCUUUGGGGAGGAGGGUUUCAGGGGCUUGUCUGGCUCCGGCCCC